Molecule: messenger RNA, 651 nt
Organism: Coccomyxa subellipsoidea C-169
Lineage: Eukaryota; Viridiplantae; Chlorophyta; Trebouxiophyceae; Coccomyxaceae
Exons: 2
Coding region: 1-651 (216 amino acids)
Molecular function (GO): protein binding
Source: RefSeq, a predicted model, not a curated record
AUGCUUGAUCACCUACAAGUUAAGGAACAGCCGAGGAAGAGCCUUCCGUACCUCAAAACCACAACGCCUUACUUCCAGGACCUCACCGACGUGCUGCUCGUACUCACCACAGGAGAGAAGCUCCCAGCACAUGCAGCAUACUUGGCAGCGUAUUCCAGCGUCUUCUCAGGGAUCCUGGAGGCCCAUUCGGCCAGCAGAAGCCCCAACGCAUGUCCAGCCAGCAUCCCCCUGCCAGACUGCAGCCUGCAGGAGGCCGAGACCUUCCUGUGCUACCUAUACCGAAUGCGUGCAGAUGCACAGCUGACUCCAAAGAGCGCCCUGGCCAUUGUCAAGCUGGCACACAAGUUCGAUGUGAGGGUGGCCCUGGAGCAGUGUGACGAGUACCUGGCCCAGCAGGCUGCCAUCAACAUCAGGACCAACCUGCUCUGGGCCUGCGGAAGGGAGGCACUGGAGUGGGCACUUUUUGCACAGCAAUAUCACUUGAACCUACUCGAGGCUGAGGCCGCGCGCUACAUCAUGAACAAUUACCUGGAGGUGGAAACCCUGGAGGUGUUUGAGGAGCUCGGCCAGGGGUUGUUGCGCCGAGUGUCCCGGGGCCUCGCCCAAGAGCUGUUCCAGUGCAGCAUCGCCGACUUUGGCCAGCGGUGCUGA